AUGUGACGUGAAUAUAUUAACGAGUGGCGCGCUGGUCAAACGACGGUUAGAAACGCUCUCUUUGUUCGCCCGACAGCCGAAAGUAAAAUCGUUGAAUUUCUUACCUGAAAAUUAUCAUCUCGUCUAUUAAAAUGGGUUAGUGAUGUUAAAUAUAUUAAUCAUUUGUAAUUUAAUGUAAAUACGUUCAAGAUUCGUUCUGUAUAAGAAAUAUAUAGAAUGUAUAUAGUAUAGUAUAAGAGCUAUAUAGCUUCCCUAUAUACAGCAUAUAUUAGGCGCCAUUUUUACCCUACUUGCAUAAACAAAAUCACAGUUUCGAUUUUUUUCUAGCCUUUUUUCCACAGAGUAGUCUUACCAAAUCGUCUUAUAAGCCUAUUCCUUUUAUUUAAUUAUCUUUUUCAAUCGUUUCUUUACCAGUAAAAUACUUUUUUUCCAUUUUAACUAUUGUAUAUACUUAAAAAUACGCGCCAUUUUUUCAAGCGACGCUCUCGACCUAAUGACCUCUUUUUUUCUAUUCAAUCUUCUAACUAAUCUAAUUCUUACCUUUAGAUUUUCUAAUUUGGUUUUGAUUUGAAAUAGAUUUAAUAUGACAAAUACAAUUCGACGCCUUUUUUUUUAAAACAAGUUAACCGUCUCUUUUUUCUUGUUGACGGUUAAUAAAACAGCACCCGGUUUUUAUUAUUACUGUUGUUAUCAUCAAGAUUUACGACCGUAGUUGCUGCCGUUACUUUUAGACAAAAAAGUAAUCAACGCUUCCUCCUCUUGUUUCACAAGCGUCAUUUUACAAAUCUUUCGCCGCAGCCCACCCCCAUCCCCUCCCUCUAUCCUCUACUUUCUUGUUAUAUAAAAAAAAUACCUAUGUUACCUAACCGACUUCAUUUUUCUUCCAUAGGACGACCUAAAGGAGCUGGAAGAACGGCGAGAGAAAAAGACCCAAACAAACCGAAGAGGCCUACCUCGGCUUACUUUUAUUUCGCCCAAUAUAAACGCGAAGAAUUAGCUAGACAAGGAAAGAGUAUUACGCGUGUUGCCGAUUUUACAAAGGAAGUUUCAGCUGAAUGGAAGACUCUGUCGACAGCGGCAAGGAAACCUUUUGAGGACAAAGCGAAAAUCGAUAAGGAGCGAUACAGCAGCGAAAUGUCCAAUUAUAAAGGAAGGAAAACGACGAAAGAUCCCAGUAAACCGAAGCGACCUUGUUCCGCCUACUUUAUCUUUUUAGCCGAAUUUAGAGUUGAAAACAAGUCGAAAUAUUCCGAGCAUAAGGACUUAAUCAAGGCUGCUGGAGCAGCUUGGCAAGACAUGUCCGACGUUGAGAAGAAACCCUAUGAGAAGAAGGCUGAGGAAGAGAAAAAAAAGUACAACGAAGCUAUGGCCACCUACAAUAAGGGAGCCGCAGCUGGACCAUCAGCAAAGAAAGCUAAAACCGAUAAUUCUAACGGCCGAGUGGAGGAAGACGAUGAUGAUGAUGAUGAUUUGGAUGAUGAGGAAGAUGAUGAUUAGAUACCUUGUUUUUUCUUUUUGUAUAAGAAGUAUAUAAAGUUUCAAAAUGUAUAAAACUAUAUAGUAGACUUGUACGAGUUAGUAUUGUUAUACAGUAUACUUAUGUAUAUGUAUACGCAUAUAUAUAUACAGUAUACAUGGUUCACAUGAUGAAUUCUAUAUAUACUGUAUAUACUGUAUAUAUAUAUUUAUAUAUAUGUAUUUGUACAGUAUAUACAUUUAUAAUUAUUUGUAUAAAUAUAUAUUUAUAUAUAGAUAUAUGUGUGUAUGUAUAUAUAUAUAUAUACUUAUAUCCAUA
Molecule: messenger RNA, 1795 nt
Organism: Dimorphilus gyrociliatus
Lineage: Eukaryota; Metazoa; Annelida; Polychaeta; Dinophilidae
Source: the annotation of a GenBank genome assembly